Molecule: messenger RNA, 321 nt
Organism: Zymoseptoria tritici IPO323
Lineage: Eukaryota; Fungi; Ascomycota; Dothideomycetes; Mycosphaerellales; Mycosphaerellaceae
Exons: 4
Coding region: 1-321 (106 amino acids)
Source: RefSeq, a predicted model, not a curated record
AUGCAGGCAUUGUGCCUCCUACCCUUGCAUCGCGAGGUCCGCACGCGCAACCCGACCACCACAUUAUCCGAUAGUCUACUGAGACCUAACUUGUCCGCACGAAGGUUGGAGUUAAGUAAGGAUGGCAGCGAGCGUGUGAAGCUGUCGAGGUUAAUGCGCUGGCUUGUUGAAGCAGAUUCGGCUGCUGUCGGUACCGAUAGAGGCGUUCGCGUGCGUUGGAUCGAUGGGGCGGUCGUGCGUGCGGUGAAGACGGAGUCCAGCGCAGUCGUUGAUGGAGCUGCGGAUGUCGGUGUGGUCAGCGCUCGUGUGCGCGUUCGGUGA